Molecule: messenger RNA, 813 nt
Organism: Moneuplotes crassus
Lineage: Eukaryota; Ciliophora; Spirotrichea; Euplotida; Euplotidae
Source: the annotation of a GenBank genome assembly
GAAUCUUUUAGUUAUGAUCUUUUGUAAGAAAAGUAAGUGGCCAGAGAACCAAGGUCUGGAUGGUCAAGGACGUGAGUAUCUCAGAAGACAAACAAUCAUUCUUCCCUCUUUGAAUGAAGUGUUUGAAAAUUUAAAGGUAGGAGAGAAUGUUAGCACAAGUGAUAAGGAAUAUGAUUUACAAAGGAGCUCAUUGAUUACAAAUAAUAUUUCCCUAUCCAAGCUUCCUUCUCUUUCUCAUAUCGAGUUGAACCUUGCACCUUUGGCUCAGAAGAACUCAGCAUUAUGUCAUAAAACUUCUUCUUCAAAGGUAGCAUCACCAUCUUCGUUCCCUAGUGCUGAGCAUAUACCAACACAGAAGAGAAAUGAAGUUAACCAAAGCGUAAAAACCACAAGUUUCCCCACCCAAAAUUCAUCUCUAAUUUCAAAUCCUUCUCUUGAAAGCUCUGAUUACCCUCAAUUACCGUCCAGACCUCAGUCAGCCAGAUUCCACUGCUCCUUCCCCAAAUGUAAAAAAUUCUUCAGCUCUCCCAUUGCCAGAGACUCUCACUUGAGGUACCAUUACAAGGACCGUCCCCACCACUGCCACCUCUGCUCAAAGAGCUACACUCAAAACGGUAACUUAAUCAAACACUUGAGGAGUCAUGCCACUCCAAGCAUUGACCGCAGAAGAGUCCAUACAUGCGAGUUCUGCAACAGGAGAUAUACUGAGAAGUACAAUUUAAAGAACCAUCAAUUUAAAAUUCAUCCUGUUGAGUAUCAAAGAAAGUAUAACACGCCCAGAGUUUAAAAUUAAUUUUAUUCUAAAAUUACCCA